AUGAUCGCUGGACCUCUCAGCCGCCGCCUCUUGGCCCAGCAGCCUCACAUGCUCAGCCAGCGCCCCGUCGCAAGAGUCAUCAGCAGACCAUUGUCGUACACAUACCAGCUCCAAGCACGCAAGGACACCCAAGACAAGGACUCGCUCAAGCCCGAGCCCAACGAGUACAGCAAGAGCGGGUCCGACGACGAGGCUGCUCGCGUCGAGAAGACGGCCUUUGAUCCCAACAAGACAUCUCCCGAGGAGCAACACGACUCGGCCGGCCGCGAAUCUCAAGAGGUAAGAACUUGA
Aureobasidium namibiae CBS 147.97 is the source of this 291-nucleotide messenger RNA. RefSeq lists its product as uncharacterized. NCBI's taxonomy places the organism in Eukaryota, Fungi, Ascomycota, Dothideomycetes, Dothideales, Saccotheciaceae. The coding region runs from base 1 to 291 and encodes 96 amino acids. The record is from RefSeq and is a predicted model, not a curated record. The transcript has a single exon.